Aureobasidium uvarum is the source of this 987-nucleotide messenger RNA. The record is from the annotation of a GenBank genome assembly. NCBI's taxonomy places the organism in Eukaryota, Fungi, Ascomycota, Dothideomycetes, Dothideales, Saccotheciaceae.
AUGGACGACACUUCCAUCUCCACCGAUUCACCUAGUGGUGCCAGAUCAUCACGCACACAGCUGAAAUGGACAAACGAUAUGGAGGUAGCCUUCAUUGCUACCAUGAAAAGCAUGCAGAGCCCUCCCACCAAGAAUGUACCUUCGGGCUUCACAAAAGACGCCUAUAAACGCGUCGCCGAGAUUAUCAAAGACAAGUCAUCGCAACCAGAUCUCUGUGAUGAUGUGCGUAUGAAGAACAAGCUCGGUGCCUUGAGGAAUGACUGGCGCACCUAUGUGAAUCUACUAACCAUGCAAUGGCCACGUUUACCCAAUGGUCUGCCUACAAACACCGACGACGUCCUGGAAAACUACUACAAAGACCAGGAUCCCAAUGCCAGAAAAUUCAGGGCUGCUCCCUUGAGGCACUUUGUUGAGUUGAAUCUUCUCUUCGAUCCCGAAGGAGAGCAGCCCUUGGCCUCGCCAUCAUCAUCUCGUCCUGUGCCAGUGUCUGGUGACCUUCGCCAAUCACUUCCACUGCCACAUUCCCCCUACGAGACUGUGGAUUAUCAAGCUCCAUCGUCUACACAAGUCCAUGAUCUACAAGACACUAUGACAAACGGCACGCACAAUCCUUACACUCCUCACUCUGGCCCUGCCUCCCAUCUAUCCGCAAAACGACCAGCCGAAACCUCCAUCUCCAACCAAGCCAAACGCAUUCUCAUGAGCGAAUCUCUACCCACUCAACCACGAUCCCAGGAUACCCUACGAGCCUACUACGGCAACACAUCUCAAAUCUCUCCCGUGGCCGCUGCCACCGCCCUCUUCGGGGCUACCUUCUCAUCCCUUCCCAUACGCCAUAAAGUCAUCGCUGUCAAACACUUCCAGGACACAAACAUGGCUGAAAUCUUUUUGCAUACUGACGCAGACGUGAGGGAAGAACUGGUCAACCAGUGGGUCAGAGAUGCAGAAAUCGAGCGCCUUGGAAGACUUGGCGGGACAAGGCGCUGA